GGAUAGAAAAAAAGAGAGGGAGAGAAAGCAGAGAGAGUGUGAGUGAGCAGAAAAAGGGAGAGAAAGAAACAGAGAGUAAGUGAGCAGAGUGAGAGAGAGAAAGAAAAGGAGAAAAAAGAGAAAGAAAGCAAGAGAGAGACAGAGUAAGGGAGCAGAGAGAGAGGAAAACAGGGUGAGAGAGAAGAGGAAAAGGAGAGAGAGAGAUACAGAUAGGGAGAGAAAGCAGAGAGAGAGAGAGAGCAGAAAGAGGGAGAGAGAGAAACAGAUAUUGAGGGAGCAGAGAGAGGGAGGGAACACAGAAGAGAAAAAACAGGGAGAGAGGAAGAAUUAACAAAAUGAGAGAGAUAAAGAAAGGGGAAUGAGUGAGAGAGAGAACGACAGAGGAAGAGAAACAGAGAGAGAGAAAAGAAAACAGAAGGACAGCUAAAAAAGAUAAAGAAAUAUAAAAAGAGAGAGAGAAACAGAGAGUAAGGGAGCAGAGAGAGAAAAACAGGGUGAGAGAGAAGAGGAAAAAGAGAAAGACUAGAGAGAGAGAGGAGAGAGAAGAGGAAAAAGAGAAAGGGUAGAGAGAGAGAGAGAGAGAGAGAGAGAGAGAAGAGAGAGAGAGUAUCAGUGAGUGUGUGUGAGUGUGUAUCAGUCUCCAGGCUGCGCGCGGACAGCCUGCACUCCUCUCCUCUGUCCGCCUCGCCUCCUCGCGCCUCGGUUCGGGUUCAGUUGGGACUCUCUCGCGGAUCGGAUGGAUUUCCCGCUCCUCGCGGUGCUGCUGCUGCUGCUGCUGUGCGCGCGGCGCGCGGUCCCGGAGCAGCGCGCGGUCCGCUUCGAGAUGCGCGAGGAGCUGCGCCCGCCCGCGCGCAUCGGCUCGCUCUCCAACGGCACGGUCGGCGCGCGCACCACAUCCUUCAGGCUGGUCAGCGCGGCGACGCCGUUCCUGCGCGUGUCCGAGACGGACGGGUCGCUGAUGCUGACGGAGCGCGUGGACCGCGAGGCGCUGUGCAAGAGGAGCGUGCGCGGCUGCGUUCUCGCACUGGAUGUGGCGCUCGUCACGGGCGAGCGGUUUGAGCUAGUGCGCGUGGAGGUGGAGGUGUUGGACGUGAACGAUCACGCUCCCGUGUUCCCGAGCGCGGAGCUCGCGCUGGAGAUUUCGGAGGCUGCCCCACUGGGCACGCGGCUGCCCGUGGACCCCGCCCACGACCCGGACUCGGGCACCAACUCGGUGCAGAGCUACCGUCUGACCGGCAGUGGGCAUUUUGCUGUGGAAACGAUGACACGGGUGGAUGGGGUCCAGUACGCGGAGCUGGUGCUGGUCAGGCCGCUGGACCGCGAGACGCAGGAGACACACCUGCUGAGACUGGAGGCGGCGGACGGUGGGCGACCACCACGUACCGGGUCCACCAACCUCACGGUGCGAGUUCUGGACUCCAAUGACAACAGCCCAUCCUUUGAGCGGCCUCUGUACGCUGUGGAGUUACCUGAAGAUGCUGUACCUGGUCAUCUGUUGCUGCAGUUGCACGCCACUGACCCGGAUCAGGGCCCAAAUGGACAGGUGGUGUACGACUUCGGCAAGCAGGCGGGUGCAGAAGUGAGACGGCUCUUCCGGUUGGACCGCCGCUCAGGACGCAUGACUUUGGGAAACACUGUGGACUUCGAGGAGCAGGCGGUGUAUGAGGUCGAUGUCCAGGCGACCGAUUUAGGCGCCAUACCUGCACCACCCACUAUCUGCAAGGUCAUCAUCCAUCUGCAGGAUGUUAACGACAAUCGGCCUGAGGUUAGCGUGGCUCCAGUGGCACCGGCACCAGAUGGUGCAGCACGGGUCAGUGAAGGAAUUGCAAUUGAUGCACUAGUCGCUGUUGUGACCAUCACUGACCGUGACAGCGGCGACAACGGGCGUGUAGCCUGCAACCUACAGGGGGCACACGGUCACUUCCGGUUGCGUCGCGCCUAUGAAGGAAGUUACGCCAUAGUGACUGCAGAAGGGCUGGACAGGGAGAAAAUUUCCCAGUACAACCUGAGUGUGGUCGCUGAGGACUUUGGCACGCCACCCCUGCGCACUGUGGUCCAGUAUGUGGUUGUGGUAACGGACGUCAACGACAAUGCUCCAAUCUUCAGCGCCAAAGUGUACGAAGGAUUCAUAGAGGAGAACCAGCUUCCCGGCACCUACAUCACCACGGUGGUGGCCACCGACCCAGACAUCGGACUUAAUGGGGAAGUUUCCUAUGAGCUCCUGGACAGCGAAACUAACACACCGUCACGCUUCGCCAUCAUGAACCAAGCAGGACAUGUGUACGCUCUGCAGAGCUUCAACCAUGAGGUCACGCCCAGGCUGGAGCUGCGAGUGCAGGCGAGUGAUCGAGGGUGGCCACAGCUCAAAAGCAGCGCCAUGCUUGUGAUUAGUGUGGUGGACCAGAACGACAACGCUCCGGCUGUGAUGCAGCCUGUCUUACAGAACGGAUCUGCUGAGGUUCCACUGCCCAGGGAUGCUGGACCAGGCUAUGUUGUCACUCGUAUUAAAGCAAGGGAUGCUGACUCAGGAUCUAACGCCCAACUCACCUACAGGCUGGCGGAGGGCACCGAAUCAGGGUUUUCUAUUGACCAGGACACAGGGGAGAUCUACAUGAGCCGGAGAGUCAUUUACGACACGGACGAGGAGCCAAGAGUGACCAUCACCGUCAACGACAACGGCAUCCCAUCCCUCACGUCCACAGUGACCAUCCGCUUCGCUCUCACAGAGGGAGCCCCGUCCAACGAUAACUACUACAGCGACGGCGAGAGGGAGGAGCCUGGGGACUGGGCAUCUGCUGCACUUGUCCUCAUCAUCACCCUGACCAGCUCGUCCAUCCUGCUGCUGGUCGGGAUCUCUGUGUAUUUCUUCUGCGGCCGAAAGAGAAAGAACCAGACGAGAGCAGUGGCGGAGACCCAGGACCCAGCGGAUCAGCCCUACACUGAGAAAGAGACCAACGUGGUCUCGCUGAUCUCAAACCAGACGACCAACGUGUUCGACACGCACACCCUGACCACCAGAGUCAACACAGGAUCCGCAGAAAUCAUACACAACAGCGUGGAGGCGAGCUCGGACAAUGUGGAGGCCACGCUGCUCUACAAAUCAAAGUACCGGACUGGAGUGGGUCAGAUGGACGGUUAUUCCACACUUCCUGGGUACGGCAAAGACAGCACACGCCCCAUAACUGUGUGGAAGGGGAACUCCAUGGUGACCGUUGCGGCACGCGACCCACAUAUCAGCGGCAAGGACAGCGGGAAAGGUGACAGCGACGUCAACGACAGCGAUUCGGAUAUCAGUGGAGAGGGAGCCAAAAAAGAUUACUCUACUUAUAAAGGGCUUUGGGCGUGCACCAGCGAGUGCCGGAUCCUGGGUCACUCAGACAGAUGCUGGAGUCCAUCAGCCACUCGGGCCAGCGGCGCCCGGCACCUGUCCACGUUCUCCCGGGCCGCCCCGUCCCCUCUGAACAGCCGGCAGGGACCCGUCUACUACGAGAGCCAGGCGUCCCGGACGGCGGCCCUGCAGAGCGUAGCGGAGAGCCAGCAGAGCCAGUGUGAUUACAUCCACAUCUGCUCUCCACAACCGCAGAGGAGAAAAGACAGCGAGGAGAUGGAGACGUUCACGCACUCAACAAAACCCAUCCCAGCCAACAGUCCCCGGAGGUUCACGGACGCGUGACCGAGUAACGUGUUCUGAUCUGUUUGACUGUACACGUGGCAUUUUGUAUAUAUAGAGUAUAUUUUUUACUGAAAAUAUAUCGACUUUUCAUGUUUUCCUAUUUUUCAUGGCAUGUUUAGCUAGGCUACGUUUCCAAAACACAACCCCGUUUCCAGGUCGGUCGUGAGAACUUCACGUGGGCGACAGCGUGUUGAUAAAUGUGAUUGUAUUUGUAUUACAUUUGGUCACUGUGUUUCUGUAAUAAACAUUUUCAAGAAA
Molecule: messenger RNA, 3931 nt
Organism: Astyanax mexicanus (Mexican tetra)
Lineage: Eukaryota; Metazoa; Chordata; Actinopteri; Characiformes; Acestrorhamphidae
Gene: pcdh8.2
Product: protocadherin-8
Exons: 3
Coding region: 737-3673 (978 amino acids)
Biological process (GO): homophilic cell-cell adhesion
Cellular component (GO): plasma membrane
Molecular function (GO): calcium ion binding
Source: RefSeq, a predicted model, not a curated record